ACUUUCUGAAAAUGAUUAGCCAAAGAACACCAUGUCCCAUAAUUCAAAGCGCUGUAUUGACAUGCAACGAUGGCGGCUUCCACUGUCAAUGUGGAAAAUAUAACAGGACUCUUAGAGGACCAUUUAUCAAAACUUGGUUUUGAAGUCUACCCUCUAAAGGUUGGAUGGUAUAACUCUUUGCUGCCUGCAAACUUUCACCUGGCCUACCCAGAUGACACCCUGGCUGUGGUGGUGCUCAGCACCCCUUCCAUGUUUGAACAAGCUUUCCUGCCCUUCAUGGAGCAGAGGGGCUGCCAGGUGCAGUCUGACCCCAUAGACCAGUGUGUCAAACACUGUGUGUCCUCUGCUGUCUCCCAGUGUUUUCCAGGGCAGCAGGUGGAUGUGAGGUACGACUACGAGCUGCUUCCCAGCAGAAAGCCGAAGUUCUUGGCGCAGACUGCGGCUCAUGUGUCUGGAGCAGCUUUCUACUACCAACAGUCUGAUGUCACAGACCAGCCCUGGGAGAAAAAAAAGAUGUUUGGAGUGUGUGUGCAUCGGAGGUUCGGGGGCUGGUUUGCCAUCCGAGCCCUGCUGGUGUUUGCAGGUGUGACGGUGGGCUCUGAGACGAAGCAGCCUGACCCUCCGGACUGUGUGCCCUCCAGAGAGGGCAGGAUACAGCUGCUGGAGGCUUUCAACUUCCACUGGCAGGACUGGGGCUACAGAGACAUCAUCCCACCUGUCCAGACCUACUCUCAGAAACAGAGGGACUACUUUGGCACUCCUCCGGCUCAGCGGUUUGCUCUGCUGAAGAGUUGGGGCUUCCUGCCAGAGGAAAACAAUCAACCUGAUCCAACCCCAGACACACAGAGCCAAAUGAGUGGACACGGCUGAAAGAGGGCAGCACUUGCAGCGCGGUCCAUCCUCUCCGUCCAUCCACUGCAGGAAAGACUUUUAAUUACAUUUUGAUUCAACUUGAGCCAAGGUGGGAUGUUGAUCUAAGUUUCUAAGGUUUUGGUAACAGUUAUUCUAAGUCAGAAGGGAGACCGCUUAAAGACUUCAUCUGAACAUUUGUUGCUUUGUGGCCUCUGUAUGAUGAGUUUCAUCACAUGUUAACACUACUGAUUGAAGCCAGCUGCUCUGUCGUGGUGUCCUCUCUUGGAAACGUGAAGAUACUGACGUGAGUAUAAAAGUGUUGCUGUUUGAGACUUAUGAGUGUGUUUAAAUCAAAUGUUUUGAGGGGUUAUUUUAAAGAAUGCUCUUUGUGUCCUUGCUGCUUCUCCCAUGGUAUGAAAAACAAACUGUAGAUAUUCAAGUAGCAACAGUGACUUUUACUCCAUAUCAACUUAAAAGGGGCUUGAGAAGCCUUGUAUCACCAGUCUGCCUCCAAUUUGUUAUCCGUAUCUCAAUGUGUCCUUGAUCACAAUGACAAUAAACCCUCUUAUUUUUUGACUUGU
Molecule: messenger RNA, 1433 nt
Organism: Acanthopagrus latus (yellowfin seabream)
Lineage: Eukaryota; Metazoa; Chordata; Actinopteri; Spariformes; Sparidae
Gene: mmachc
Product: metabolism of cobalamin associated C
Exons: 5
Coding region: 70-870 (266 amino acids)
Biological process (GO): cobalamin metabolic process
Cellular component (GO): cytoplasm
Molecular function (GO): cyanocobalamin reductase (cyanide-eliminating) (NADP+) activity; FAD binding; demethylase activity
Source: RefSeq, a predicted model, not a curated record